Messenger RNA from Alnus glutinosa, 2071 nucleotides. RefSeq lists its product as uncharacterized. Gene Ontology annotation, cellular component: nucleus. Gene Ontology annotation, biological process: base-excision repair, AP site formation. Gene Ontology annotation, molecular function: 8-oxo-7,8-dihydroguanine DNA N-glycosylase activity. The record is from RefSeq and is a predicted model, not a curated record. The coding region runs from base 134 to 1111 and encodes 325 amino acids. The transcript is spliced from 7 exons. NCBI's taxonomy places the organism in Eukaryota, Viridiplantae, Streptophyta, Magnoliopsida, Fagales, Betulaceae.
UCCUUUUCCCUUUACCCUUUGACAUUCCCUCCCUCCCACAGGCCACAAACAACAAAGUCUGUCCGUCUCAAAGGUUGAGUAGUUUUCAGAGGAUCUCUUUUCUUUUCUUGUUUUGUCGUUUCAGUUGAGAAAGAUGAGCGAUGGGUUAGACUUGGUCCUCCCACUGGGAGAAGCAGCGGAGACCUUCCAACUGGAGAAGGCCGUGUGUAGCCAUGGGCUGUUCAUGAUGGCACCCAACCAGUGGGACCCUCUCUCCAAGACCCUUCUCCGCCCACUCCGUCUUCUCCACUCCCAACCCCAAGCCUCAGUCCUUGUCCGCGUCUCCCAACCCCACUGGGACUCUCACUCUCUCCAUGUCCGCGUUUACGGCACCCACUCCCUCUCCACUCCUCAUCGGCAAUCACUGCUGGCCCAGGUUUCGCGAAUGCUGCGUCUGUCGGAAACCGAGGAGAGGGCUGCGAGAGAGUUCCGAAAGAUGUGCACCAAUGGAGCAGAUGCGGAUGGGAGCUUUGGUGGCACUGGCAGUGGCAGGGUGUUCAGGUCUCCUACGUUGUUUGAGGACAUGGUCAAGUGCAUUCUCCUCUGCAACUGCCAGUGGUCCAGAACCUUAAGCAUGGCGAGAGCGCUUUGUGUGCUUCAGUUGGAACUGCAGAGUCGAUCGUCAUGCAUGUCCUCCACUGAAACUGGAGGAUCAGUUACUGAAGCUAGCAAUACCAAGUCUAAGAGCCCAAAAGCUGAGAAUGAGGACUUUGUUCCGAAGACACCUGUAGGAAAAGAGACAGAGACAAAGCUUAAGGCAUUCAAAGUUUCCACGAAUUUGACAAAGCUUGCGGAGACUGAAGCAGAGUUGGGAGCAAAUGCUUAUUUGAGGACAGACUCUGUCCAAACUAAAGCUAAGAACUUGAGCUCAAACGUCCUUCCAACUAAUGUAGAAGAUAAUUCAUGUCAAAACUGCAAAAGUUGUCAGGUUACUGGAGAACUAUACAAGACUGACUCAUGUUUGCUCACUGUGCUUCAGUGUUUUGAAGGGCAAGAAUUUGAUGCCUAUGGUAUGGUAGGAAAUUUUCCUAGCCCAAGAGAACUAGCAAAAACCUUGAUGAAAGUUUUCUGAGAACACGCUGCAAUCUCGGCUACAGAGCAAGUCACAUAUUGAAAUUUGCUCAGGGUAUUGUUGAAGGCAGAAUUCAACUAACACAGCUUGAAGAAGCCUGUAAAGGAGCAAGCUUAUCCAGCUACAAAAUAUUGGAUGACUAGUUGAAAGGAAUUGAUGGAUUUGGUCUUUUUACAUGUGCCAAUGUGCUUAUGUGCAUGGGAUUUUACCACGUCAUUCCAACUGAUUCUGAAACUAUCAGGCAUUUAAGACAGGUCGAAAAUCCAACUCUCAAACAAUGCAGAGAAAUGUUGAAUAUAUCUAUGGGAAGUAUGCAACAUUUCAGUUCUUGGCAUACUGGAUCAUGUUCGAAUUGGAGACUUUAAUUGGUUCUCCAAUGUAGAGUCCAAGUGACUAGAGUCCAAUGAGUGUUCGAGUUGGAGUCCAAUGCAGCCAAGGAAAGAUAGCAUGAUUGAGUUCAACUCUAGUGCUCUCAUGAUCUACUGACGUCAAGGCACGAAGCUGGAAUACGAUUAGAGAUGGUGUUGCGAGUGUUUUGUUGAAGGAUGUUAUCCUAGUACGGAAAAAUGAUGUUUCUUUGGCUGCAGGUACUACGGUAUAGUCGAUGGGUCAGUAGCAGUGUGCUUGGGAUAUUAUGACUGAAGCUCGCCGCGACAGUUGUAAUUGUCGGACCACGGGUUGUCCAUUAUUUUAUAGGUUUGGUAUGGCUUGUGGCGUUUGUGUCACUUGUUCUUUGUUAAGCCAUUAUUGUUAUAGUAUUAAUAAGACUCAAACAGAUAGAUGUUAAAUGGCUCUUUGUUGUAAUUAAUUUGUGAUAGAUGUAUAAGUUGUAAUUUCCGCUAUUCAGAUUUAUGUUUUCCGCUGCAUAGAUAGAUGUAUGUUAUACUCUGAUUAUCAGGUACAUGUUAUGGGGCAUGUGUCAUAUGUUGGCUUUGCGACAUAUCGUCGUGCCACUGUGAG